Caenorhabditis briggsae is the source of this 1944-nucleotide messenger RNA. RefSeq names its product Protein CBR-KLP-20 (gene Cbr-klp-20). The transcript has 11 exons. NCBI's taxonomy places the organism in Eukaryota, Metazoa, Nematoda, Chromadorea, Rhabditida, Rhabditidae. Gene Ontology annotation, molecular function: ATP binding; microtubule binding; microtubule motor activity. The record is from RefSeq and is a predicted model, not a curated record. The coding region runs from base 1 to 1944 and encodes 647 amino acids. Gene Ontology annotation, biological process: microtubule-based movement.
AUGGAGGAAGCGGAAAAAGUGAAAGUUGUGGUCCGAUGUCGUCCGAUUUCAACCACCGAGAAACUACAAGGACACAAAAUCGCGGUGAACUGUAAUGAUGAGGAUAAAGCGGUCACAAUUAAAAGUGUCAAUCAGGAAGAACCCCAACGAACCUUCUACUUUGACGCUGUAUUCUCCCCAAAUACCGAUCAAAUGACAGUUUACAAUGUCGCGGCAAGACCCAUUGUGGAGAAUGUGUUGAAGGGAUACAAUGGAACAAUCUUCGCUUAUGGUCAAACUGGUACCGGAAAAACGUUCACAAUGGCCGGAGAGUUGGAGCCAAUAGAAAUGCGGGGAAUUAUACCGAAUUCGUUUGCUCACAUUUUUGAUCAUAUCGCUAAAUGUCAGCAUGAUACAACAUUCCUUGUCCGUGUCUCGUACUUGGAAAUAUAUAACGAAGAAAUUCGAGAUUUGCUCUCCAAAGAGCACAGUGGACAUUUGGAGAUUAAGGAGCGUCCAGAUGUGGGUGUCUAUGUACGGAAUCUCUCAAAUCCUACUGUAGAGAAUGCGUCAAAAAUGCAAGCCCUGAUGGAGUUUGGAAAUAAGAAUCGCAAAGUCGGAGCCACUGCCAUGAAUCUAGAAUCUUCUAGAUCCCAUGCAAUGUUUACCGUAACCAUUGAAUCUUGUCGAAAUGGACUAGUGACACAGGGAAAACUACAAUUAGUCGAUUUAGCUGGAUCCGAACGACAGAGCAAGACAGGAGCUCAGGGGGAGAGGUUAAAGGAAGCGGCAAAAAUUAACCUAUCCCUCUCUACCCUUGGAAAUGUGAUAAGCUCUCUUGUAGAUGGCAAAUCUACACAUGUACCUUAUCGAAAUUCAAAAUUGACACGAUUACUACAAGACUCGCUGGGCGGCAAUUCAAAAACUGUGAUGAUCGCAAAUGUUGGUCCAGCCACCUACAACUACGAUGAGACGUUGUCAACGUUAAGAUACGCAAAUCGUGCAAAGAAUAUUCAAAAUGUGGCGAAAAUCAACGAGGAUCCAAAAGAUGCGCAACUUCGAAAGUUUCAGCUGGAAAUCGAGCUGCUCAGGAAGCAGUUGGAUGAAGAAAAUCCUGGCGAGGAUGAAAAUCAGGAGGAGGCGUGGGAGGCGAAAAUGAAGGAGCGAGAAGUGGAAAUGGAGAGAAAACGGAAAAUUCUGGAAGAACGAGUCAAUUCGGCGGUGGACGAUGAGGAAACGCAUCGGCUGGUCAAAGAGAUGAUGGAGAAUGAGGCAGAAUUGAAAAAAGCAAGGAGUGAGCACGAGAAAUUGAGAAGCAAAUUGGAAAAAAUCGAGAAAAAGCUGAUCGUUGGCGGUGAGAAUCUUCUGGAAAAGGUCGAGGAGCAAGCGAAACUUCUGGAAAUCAACAACAAAGAGCUAGAACAGUCGAAAAGUCAAGAAGCUCAUCUAAGGAACCAAUUAGAGGAGAAAACCGCGGUUAAAGUGGAGAUUGAGGAGAGAUAUUCAUCUCUACAAGAAGAAUCGCUGGCGAAAUCCAAGAAAAUCAAAAAAUUGGGUAUGGAAUUGAAGGAUUCGCGUGCCGAGCUGCAGGAUUUGGAGGAGGAGCAUCAGAGACAGAUGGAGGGAAUGUUGGAGAACUGUCGAUCGUUGAAAAAGGAACUGAUGCUAAACCUGGCAAUUAUCAACCAGUACAUCCCAGUGGAGCAUGUUGAAAUGAUUGAAAAGUAUGUGAGCUGGAAUGAGGAGCACGGAGAAUGGCAGCUGAAAGCGAUCGCCUACACUGGAAACAACAUGAGAGCUGUGGCGCCGCCUGUAAAACAAGAAUUUUCGAGCAAUAACCAAACGACACCAAUGUACUAUUCGUAUCGUGCAGAUUUGGGAGCAAGUACCGCGGAGCAUCGACCAAGAACGAGUAGUAUGAAACGGAUGAAACAGAGUAUACGACUACAGCAGUUGUUGACCUAG